This is a messenger RNA of Hylaeus anthracinus, 4548 nucleotides long. RefSeq names its product sprouty-related, EVH1 domain-containing protein 3 (gene Spred). Lineage: Eukaryota; Metazoa; Arthropoda; Insecta; Hymenoptera; Colletidae. The transcript is spliced from 6 exons. The record is from RefSeq and is a predicted model, not a curated record. Gene Ontology annotation, biological process: negative regulation of MAPK cascade; multicellular organism development. Bases 907 to 2187 code for a protein of 426 amino acids. Gene Ontology annotation, cellular component: membrane. Gene Ontology annotation, molecular function: protein kinase binding.
UCACUAUUAUUAUUAUUAUUAAAUUUCAUGAAUUUCUUCCUAAAUUACUUCAUAGAUAUAAAGUAAUAUACAAGGACUAAGCGUGUAAGAACACGUGUGAGAUCACAUUUCAAUGAAUUACACUUUAUAAUGUUCUAGUAAUAAAUGUGUAAAAUAUAUUUUCCCGUGCUUCGAUAUCGAGGGAGUGUCCUAGUUUAAAGAAAAUCAUAUAAAUAGAUUGUUAUAGUACAUAGUAUAUAAAAAAUGUUAUUCUUUCUAAAUGAAACAUAUAAUAUUAUCUCAAACAAUGAUUCAAGUAGAUAAUCACGCAGGAUCGUGAGUAACAGUUACGUGCAUUGUCCGCCAUAGAGACGUUAGCGCGCUUAAUUAUUAACAAGGCUGUAUGGGUAGCAUCGAUGAAUGAAUCCUGUUGCGCAGACCGGUAGCUUUCAUUGUAGAAGAGUUGAUAGCUACUGAGCUACUGUAUAGUGUAUAGUCAGUCGGAGUCGCGGGGUGAACGUUGGUGCGCGAGUUUCGCUCGGUUGUUUUUUCCGUGAUUUUGGAGCGAGAACCGCGACCAAAGACACUAGACCGAAUAGACGGUACGAUUGUUCGCGGACAGAAUGAUCAGCGUGUCAAUUAACAAAGGUUUCUUGGAGAACAUGCAGAAGAAGAGAUGUUUUCAAAACGAAAACGACGGUCAGUAAAACUAAAGGGAGCAGGCGUGGACUGUGGGUUCGAGACGGGCGUGGGGAUGAACUCUACGGGGAAUGCGAGAGGGAGGAGGACUGGGGCGCUUCCUGUGGUUGGCAUUAGCCUAAAAAAGCUCCAUAAACAGAAUCGCGGCCGAAUGUCUUUUCAAUGCAACGAAAAUGGUGAAGUGUGGGAAAAGGUGGGCAUUGAGUAAAGGCUUCGACAGCUCGAACCAUGACAGAGGCAUCAGAGGAUGGUAACUAUCUGGUGAGGGUUCGGGCCCAGGUAAUGACAAGGGACGAUAGUUCUGGUGGCUGGGUUCCGUUAAGUGGCGGUGGUUUAGCCAAUGUUUCGGUUAGACGAAGAGCUACUUCUUCAAGUGGCCACCAGUCGAAUAAUAUCAAUGGAUCUGGUAUUUCAACUUCGACUGUUAUACCCUCUAUUACCAACUCUACACACUCUGUAUCAAUUACAGCUGUUGCUCCUGUUCAAAGUCAUGGAUCUUCUAGUUCCCCACCUGGUGCGACUAAGAAGAGACAUGAGUAUCUCAUUUAUGGAAAACGGAUCACCGAUCAAUCAGUUGUUCUUAGCUGUACAAUUAAAAAAGAUUUUGAAUACAAUAAGGUAAUGCCAACUUUUCAUCACUGGAGGACAGGGGAGAAAAGAUUUGGACUGACAUUUCAAACUGCUGCAGAUGCAAGAGCUUUCGAUAAAGGUGUUCGUACGGCUGUUGAAGAAUUAUUAGAAGGGUUGGCUAAUUCAACAUUAUGUGGUAAUACAUUAGAUGCUGGCGAUGAGGAUGUUUUCAUGGCUUUGAACUUACCAGUGGAACCGUCGGAACCACGUCCGUCAUCGGAUACACCUCAUGGCAUAGUUCGAGUGCCCAAUUAUCAUUCCCAAAGUUCAGAUCUUCCUGAUUCGAAACCUAUCCAUUAUAUCGGCGGUUCAUCUAUAAAAGUACCGCCAUCGCAACAUCCUUUGGCAUCGACUGCAGAUGUUGGACCAGAUAGCUAUCCUUAUGUGCAGCUCACAACCCUUAAUCAUGAUUAUUUAUAUCCCAUUAUCGAUGAUCAUAAAGGAGACCGGUUAGAUGGACAUAAUUCAAGUGGUUCUUUUAAGAAACCUAAUAUUAUAGUAUCUCAACCUUCUAAAAAUACUAUGAAACGUAAUGUUCAAUUACGAUGUAAAUAUUGCCAAGAACUAUAUACAGAACAGCACAAUCCUAGAGGAUCUUGCGAAUAUGCUCCAGAUCCUAUUAAACGUGGAAUCGCAAAAAUUUCGUGUCUCUCGUGUGCUCAGGGUAUGUUGUACCACUGUAUGAGUGAUGCUGACGGUGAUUUUUCCCAGAACUCUUGCAGUUGUAGCACAGAAGAAGGAUGUGGACGCAGGUGGUUUGGUUUGGCAUUAUUGUCGCUGAUCGUUCCUUGCUUGUGGAUUUAUCCUCCACUCAGAGCUGUACAUUGGUGUGGCACGUCCUGUGGAAUGUGUGGAGGACGUCACCAUCCGAUGGAAUAACUGGAGGAACCCUUUGAUAUCUCUGCUCCAUACUCUGUCCAAUCAGCCAAUCUUUCUUCAUCACGUGGUGCUGUAGCCAAUGUGUACGAAUGUCAUGAUUUGAAUAUGGGUCGUUGUCAGAGGUAUCAAAGGGGCAGACAGCUUCCAGUACAUGCACUUAUCCAUCAGCGUCAUCUCUGAAGUAAUUUGUUAAAAAAAAAAGCAAAAGACCGAAAAAAAUACGAGCAUAAAGUAUUGCAUUUAGUCAUAAUACUAUCUAUAUUCCAUACAUUUUGUAUAUUUUAUUAGCAAAAUGCAUUAUUUAGUCACACCUGUACAUUAAACGAUUUGAGAAUGAACUUCAUUUAGUAUACUUCGAAUGAUGGGUCUAUAAUAACAGUAUCUGGACUAACCAACUGUUUGUGAUACAUGGUGCACACUUGAGAAUUCAAUGAAGAAAUGAGGACAUGCAAAAUUGUAUAUUACCAAGUUGGAAGUUAAGUUUUGCUUUGUGCGAAACUUUUUACAAUAAAAGUAACUGUUUGCUAUACGAUUAUAGAAAUUUUGAUUUUAUUAUAUGUAAAUUGAAGAUAUUAUUUAUUAAACUUGUUCAUUUUUUUCGUAAAAUGUAAAGUGAUAACAUUUUGUCACUACAAAAUGUAUUAUUUGGAUUCUUUUUCAUUCUUCUUAUGAAAUUUUAUAUGUCUUUAUAAUCAAACCCAGUGUCGACAAUAUUUGUACUAUACACUUUUAUAUGAUUUUUCUAGAAAAAAUUGAGUUAGCUUUGAUUCAAUUACAAAUUAUAUACAAAAUGUAUGUUUAUCUUUUAAGCCUUAGGUAUUUAACAGGCAAAAAUAAAGAUUUCUAAUCUAUUUCAGUAAUUAGCAAAACUGGUUGAAAAAGCUAGUUGCACAUUCACAAAUAAGUAUCAAAAUUAAUGUUAAAAAUUCUAUGACGAUGAAUGUUUAUAACAAACAAUUUUUUUAUUAUCAAAAUGCAAUUUCGUUCUUAAGGUACCUUUGUAUUGUGCUCUUUCUAUUUUAAAAAUAUCAUUAAUAUUUAUAUAGUCAUUUAUUCGUUAAAUGGAAUUUCUUAUGCUACUACGUUGGUGUAAUAUUAAAUGCUAAAUUAUAUCAGUAUUUACUAGCAUGGUACUUUCAGUACGAUCAAUCUUAUUGUUACUUCAUUCACAAUGAAGAUAAGUUUAAGAAACUUCGAUAAUAUAAUAUAUUAUUAGUUUGAGGCUUAUCACACAUUGAAAUAUAUUUUCAAUUUUAGGAUGAAUGAUAAAAAUAGUUUUACAUUAUUGUAAACAUGUAUCUAUAUUGAAGAAAAACUUAUCCAUACUUGAUUUCUUGCUUUUUAUAGACUGCUAUGGAUUGUUUACAAAUCGGAAUCUCUAUUCUAUAAUGUAUUAUAUUUCUGUAACAUAUAUAUUUAGUAUUGUUAAGAAAAUUCUAAUUUACAUCUAUAUGUACUCCUAAUUAUUUUUUUAAGUUCACUAAUAAUUAAUAGAUAGUUCAUUUUAUUUUAUGUAUUCUACAAUAAUUGAAUGAUAUGCACACCAUUUGAAUGUUUAGAAAAUUAAGAUGCUUUUGAGAGAGGGAUGCAGUUGGUCUUUAACAAUAAUUCUGCUUAUUAUUGAUCUUAUUGAACGUUCUUUAUUAUCAGCUUUACAAACCAUAAUAUAUGGUUUUUUAGAAUUUCACGCACACUAAGAAUCUGAAUUUUAUAUGUAAAUUUUAAUUGAAAGGAAGUUAACUUUGAAUUUAUUAAAACGCUAUGGUUAAUUAAGUGUUUUAUAAAAGUAUAGCUGUUUGUUUGUUUGCUCAGAUUAUGUGAUCAUAAAUAUCAUUGAAAGAGAUUCAAUUAUAAUGUUUACAAUUUUUACAUUAUUUUUAAAAUAUAAUUUAUAAUAAAUAGAUGAUACAGUCAGAUGCAGCUUUCGAAUAACAAUAUAAAUUAAUUAUUAAACGGUUCGAUUCACCGCAUCUCCAAUCCUUUUGCAGACAUUUAGUUAUUAAAAAAAAGAAGUACGAAAUAUUUGAUUUAUGGAAUAUGGUGGAAGACUACAAAUCAAUAUUAUCAUUCAAUAGGUUUUGUUAUAUCUUAUAUUUCUAGUCCAAUGAUAGGGAUGUAUUUUAAUUCUUUUGUGAUUGAAACAACUUAUAUCAAAAUUUACUUUUUCUCGAAAUUUUACGUGAUAUAUGUAUAGUACUUUUAAAUCUUUACAAAGUAUGUAAUGUCUUAAAAAAAGAAACGUUUAGAAUAUUUUCCGUAUAAUGUACAAUAUAUUUAAUUUUCUUUUUAUUAAUCUUAGGAUAAUGCUGUUAGAUUCUUGUUUAUAAUUAUCGUUUAUUAAAAUUAUGUGACCUAGUUAAA